AUAGAAUUUCCAUUUUCCCAGCUUUCUUAAGCCGCAGACUGUGGUGGCACUUUUAUACUCCUAAUACUUGAUGGAGCUCUCCUUAUAUUAUAAAGAUAGUUUUUUUUAGAAUUAUGUGAAAGUGAUUAUAGCUUCUAAUUAAAACUUUCACACAUUACACAUAUACCAUCUCCAAACUCCAACAAGCUCCCUCAUUAAUCAUGAUGAAAUCACUUCACAAUACUCCUAUCAAAACCCCACCUCUCACCAAAUUCAUUUUAGUCUCCUCUUCAUUUUGUGCCAUUUCUCUCUUUCUAUUUACAGUGCUACUCUUUACAACAUCAAAGAUAGAUGUCUUUUCUUCUUCAGAACCUCAAGUCUCUGAUCCUGAUCCUACCAGCAUUGACCAUCUUGUCUUUGGAAUUGCUUCAACCGGAACCUCAUGGCCUAAGAGGAAUGAAUAUGCCAAGCUCUGGUGGAUUAAAACAAUGAAAGGUUGUGUUUUUGUGGAUAAUCUCCCACCUGAAGACAACACUGGUGGAAUUUCUCUUCCUCCUCUGUGUGUCUCUGAAGACACUUCCCAGUUUCCUUUCACUUACAAGCCCGGGGGACUAAGAUCAGCGAUCCGCGUGGCGCGUGUGGUGAAGGAGACAGUGGCGCUGAAUUAUUCCGGUGUUCGAUGGUACGUGUUUGGAGAUGAUGACACUGUUUUCUUCCCUGAGAAUCUGGUCAAAACACUUUCCAAAUAUGAUCACAGGUUAUGGUACUAUGUUGGUGCUUACUCUGAGAGUUAUGAGGGGACACAGACUUUUGGUUUUGGAAUGGCUUUUGGUGGUGGUGGUUUUGCCAUUAGUUCCUCUCUAGCAAAAGUUCUAGCCAAGGUGUUUGAUUCAUGUAUACAGAGGUACUCACAUCUUUAUGGAAGUGAUGCAAGGGUGUACUCUUGCAUAGCAGAGCUAGGUGUGGGAUUAACAUAUGAACCAGGUUUUCAUCAGGUGGAUUUGAGGGGAAACAUAUUUGGCCUAUUGGCAGCACAUCCAUUGAGUCCCUUGUUGUCCCUGCAUCACCCAGAUCAAACUGAACCUAUCUUUCCCAACAUGACAACUAGAACUUCUAUCAAACACUUGUUUAAGGCUGCAAAUGUUGAUUCCCAGAGGAUCCUACAGCAAACAGUUUGCUAUGAGAAACGAUUCUCAUGGACAGUUUCAGUGUCAUGGGGAUAUGCAGUUCAAGUGUUCCAGAACAAGAUGCUUUUGCCAGAAGUACUGAGAGUGCAAGAGACAUUCAAGCCAUGGAAGGAAAAAGUUGCUUUGGCAGGGAUAUACACUUUUAAUUCAAAAGAAAUUCACCCUGACCCAUGUAGAAGACCCUCCAUUUUCUAUCUUGACAAGGUUUCUUCUGGGAAAGAUGGCAUCAUAAGCAGCUAUAGAAAAUCUUUUCAGAAUUGCUCAUAUAACAAGAUAUCACAACUGGAAGAUAUCAAAGUGGUCACUAAUAAGUUGAACCUUGACAGCAAACAGUUGCAGGCUCCAAGAAGGCAAUGUUGUGAUGUGUUGUCCUCUAGCUCUGGUCACCUAAUGGAAAUUGCAAUUAGAGAGUGCAAAUAUGAUGAACUGAUUUACAUGCACUAACAGAGAAAAAGUGCUUAGUUAUGUUCAAUUUCUCUCAAUUUAUGCUCAUUGAAGGCGGAGAACUUUUGCUUGUGUAUAUGAGAUGGCAAGAUAUAUAUGUUUGUAAGGAAUUUUCAGUCUAGAUUUCCAACUUUUCAUAACAGAGCAACUUAUUGAAGUUGUAAGAA
This is a messenger RNA of Lotus japonicus, 1777 nucleotides long. RefSeq lists its product as uncharacterized. The record is from RefSeq and is a predicted model, not a curated record. The transcript has 3 exons. The coding region runs from base 201 to 1610 and encodes 469 amino acids. Lineage: Eukaryota; Viridiplantae; Streptophyta; Magnoliopsida; Fabales; Fabaceae. Gene Ontology annotation, molecular function: acetylglucosaminyltransferase activity.